Messenger RNA from Anoplopoma fimbria (sablefish), 2932 nucleotides. It is a transcript of the gene me3, whose product is annotated as malic enzyme 3, NADP(+)-dependent, mitochondrial. The record is from RefSeq and is a predicted model, not a curated record. The transcript has 15 exons. Gene Ontology annotation, cellular component: mitochondrion. Gene Ontology annotation, molecular function: NAD binding; malate dehydrogenase (decarboxylating) (NAD+) activity; malate dehydrogenase (decarboxylating) (NADP+) activity. NCBI's taxonomy places the organism in Eukaryota, Metazoa, Chordata, Actinopteri, Perciformes, Anoplopomatidae. Gene Ontology annotation, biological process: pyruvate metabolic process; malate metabolic process. Bases 146 to 2005 code for a protein of 619 amino acids.
GGGAAGUGCGACCGUCAAUAUCAGAGGAUCCUGGAUCAGCUGUUAGCUGUCGACCCUCCACAACAUCCACUGAAAACAGAUAGUCACCGCUUCGUAUGCAGAUUGAAGUCAGACGUGCAGCAGCUUCACCCCGUUUUCAGGCAGCAUGAACUCUCUCCCGGGAAGAGCCGCACUGUCUCUGUGCAGGCGCACGGCCGCAGCGGGCGGGAUGAGGGUCUUCGCCGGUUCCCCGGGUCACCCCGCCGGUGGCAUGCCCGCCGACAGGGCCUCUCUGCAGGCCGUGCGGGUCUGCCACUCCGGGACGAGUCGCAAGGGCAGCGUCAGUACCAAGAAGCGGGGCUACGACAUCACCAGAAACCCACACCUCAAUAAGGGAAUGGCGUUCACCCUGGAGGAGCGCCUACAGCUGGGCAUCCACGGCCUGCUGCCCCCCUGCUUCCUCUCCCAGGAUGUGCAGGUGCUGCGUGUCAUGAAGAGCUACGAAACACGCUCCAAUCCUUUAGACAAGUACAUCCUGCUGAUGACGCUGCAGGACAGGAACGAGAAGUUGUUCUACCGUUUGCUGACCUCUGACAUCGAGGAGUUCAUGCCCAUCGUGUACACUCCCACUGUGGGCUUGGCCUGCCAACAGUAUGGCCACGCCUUCAGGAGACCACGAGGACUCUUCAUCACCAUCCACGAUAGAGGCCACAUCGCCACCAUGCUCAACUCCUGGCCCGAGGAAGACAUAAAGGCCAUUGUGGUGACUGACGGGGAGCGUAUCCUCGGCCUGGGUGACCUGGGAACCAACGGCAUGGGCAUUCCUGUCGGGAAGCUGGCGCUCUACACGGCCUGCGGUGGUGUUCGGCCGCAGCAGUGUCUCCCUGUGCUGCUGGACGUUGGCACUGACAACCAGACGUUGCUUGACGACCCGUUGUACAUUGGACUGAGGCACAAGAGAAUCAGAGGAAAGGAGUACGACGAGCUGGUCGACGAGUUCAUGCAGGCAGUGACGGACAAGUACGGGAUGAGCUGUCUGAUUCAGUUUGAGGAUUUCGCCAACAGCAACGCUUUUCGCAUCCUCAACAAAUACAGGAAUCGAUACUGCAGCUUCAACGACGACAUCCAGGGCACGGCCUCAGUAGCUGUUGCUGGGAUCUUAGCUGCUCUGAAGAUCACCAAGAACACACUCUUAGACCACACCGUUGUUUUUCAGGGCGCGGGCGAGGCUGCUCUGGGUAUCGCUCACCUGCUCAUAAUGGCCAUGGCCAAAGAAGGAGUAAGUAGAGAAGAAGCGGCCAAGAGAAUCUGGAUGGUGGACUCAAAAGGUCUCAUUGUGAAGGGAAGAGGCAAUAUCAACCACGAGAAGGAGGAGUUUGCUCACGAUCACCCGCACAUAAAGACCCUGGAGGAAGUGGUGCACACCGUCAAACCCACUGCGAUCAUAGGAGUGGCUGCUAUCGCUGGAGCGUUUACUGAGAAGAUUAUCAAAGACAUGGCGUCCUUCAAUGAGAGGCCAAUUAUCUUUGCCCUGAGUAAUCCCACCAGCAAGGCGGAGUGCACAGCAGAGCAGUGCUACCAGCUCACAGAGGGCCGGGGCAUCUUCGCCAGUGGAAGUCCGUUCGACAAAGUGACACUGGCUGAUGGACGCACCUUCCACCCCGGCCAGGGAAACAACGCCUACGUCUUCCCCGGAGUUGCUUUGGGUGUUAUUGCCUGUGGAGUGCGCCACAUAUCUGAUGAUCUCUUCCUCACCACCGCAGAGGCGAUAGCUGACAUGGUAACGGAGGAGAACCUGGCAGAGGGAAGACUCUAUCCUCCUCUCAGCACCAUCAGAGAGGUGUCCUUCAAGAUCGCAGUGAAGAUUGUCAACUAUGCAUACAAGCACAACAUGGCUUCACUAUACCCUGAGCCCAAAGACAAGGAGGCGUUUGUGCUGUCUCACAUCUACAGUCCAGAUUACGACUCCUUCGCUCUGGACACAUACAACUGGCCACAGGAAGCCAUGGAUGUCCAGGACGUGUGAUCCUGACUCUCCCUCUCUAAACUCAAUAUGCUGAUGUGGUGUCACGUACAAUUUCUGCAUUGCCUCUCUUUGUUUCUGUCUUUCAUUUAUAAAUGUUAGUAAGCCUCUGCCCUCCUUGCAGAGGGACAGGGGUCAUUAUAAUUUAGAUGCCAAAUAGACGGUCUCUAUUAUUCUUAUUAUGAGUGUUGAAAUGUUAAGUACAAUCUUUCAGUGCUGUACCUUUUUUGUUUUGUCAGUUCUUUGUACCUCAUUGAAGGUCUUGACUGAGUAAAAUAUUUAAUAGCCGCACACAUUAACAGCAUAUCAAAUAUCAUGACAGGACCUUUAAAGCUUUGCAACUUAAACUACACUCCCUCUACUAGAUUUCCCUGCUAAGAUGUCAUAUUUAAAGUCGCAUUGACUCAAAAUCUGUUUUUGAGAGAUGAAUCGGAGCUAAAAUAAGGACGCAGUGGUUAAAAUGAAAACACGUUUCCUCUUUUCUCGACACAAAUCAACAGUGAAAUCAUGAAGUUUAAAACAAGACAAAAAUUGAACAGAAACUCUCGGUUCCUCCUGUUUGGCCUCAGGAGAUUAAAACCUUUUUUUGUACCUUUCUAUCUGCCCACAUGUUCUAACCUGCACACAAGAUCUAAAAACACUCCACAAUGUGUUUCUACAUAUCUGCCUCCCUUUGAGAACUAGUUAUUCUUAAUGGGAGGGAGGCAUUGUUGGGGAUUUAGCGUCACCAUCAGGAUGUUUUUCUAUACAACGGUGUCUUUUCUUUUAGUUUUGUACAGAGCUAUUAUGUGUUCUGGUGUUUUUGCCAAAGUUACUGAUGAACUGUAUCUUCUAUUUUACUCCUAGAGAACAUGAUGCACUGCAAGCUUUAGUAGUGGAAGAUAUUUCCAAGUUUUUAAAGGGAACAUAAAACUUUUUAAAUAAAAUUGU